UGUUGUCGCUUCAAGCUAGCUUAAGCUAACACUUAAAGCUAAACAGGAUAAGUAAUUUCGCUAUGUCGCCGAUCUUAAAGAGGAAGUGCUGCGCGCUUGAUAAACACUUAUUUCUCCGUACAACUCGCUUCUAAAAGCUGCAAUGCCAUAAGCAGUUAGCUGUUGGUGCUGCUGUGGGUUUUAUUUUUUUUUUAAUGAACCGAACACCAGAAUGUAGCCAAGCGCUAAAGUGAUAAAAGCAUGGCAGACUCGUCGCCCUUGUCCGGAGUUAAUGUCGUUUUGGUGAUGGCCUAUGGGAGCUUGGUGUUUGUGUUGCUGUUCAUCUUCGUCAAAAGGCAAAUCAUGCGUUUUGCUAUGAGAUCGCGCCGUGGACCCCAUGCUCCUAUCGGCCACAAUGCACCAAAGGGUUUAAGGGAAAAGAUUGACUCCAAGCUGUCCAAGGUCCAUGAGAUUCAUUUCGAGCCUCGUCUCUUAUCAGAGGAGGAUGACAGGAUCAGGCGAGGAUCACAGAUAAGUUGUUACAACUAUCUGUACAGGAUGAAGGCUCUGGAUGCCAUUCGUGACUCAGGAAUUCCUCUGCAGGAGAUAAGUGGCAGUCCCAGUGCGUUUACUGGUCGCAGCUUCAGGAACUGGCUGACGGAGCUGCGAAACUCCCACUCCCUCAUCAAGAGCAGCCGCAGCGCGCUCAUCGACCGCUUACUCGAAGGCUACGACAGCGCUCGCCACGGAACGGGGACGUUCGGGGAGGCCGAGUUUCUCGAAUAUCAACGAGCUCUUAAUGAACUGGCUGAUGUUGUGAAGGCUUACUCCAGCAGCACCAGCCUGGACCAGCAUCACCAGUCUGCAGCCAAAGACCUGACGGGCUCCCCAGUCCGCAGCACUCCCUCCACCAUCCAGGUCACCUACCUGCCCUCUACAGGCCAGCGCAGCAAGAGGCCCAAACACUUCCUGGAGCUCAAAAGUUUCAAAGACAACUACAACACGCUGGAGAGCACGCUGUGACCGCCGCACAACGGUUACAGUCGAAACAAAAACCUUUUUUUUAAUAAGUUAAGCUUUAAAAAUGUAAAUACCAGAUACAGUUUGGAAAGACUGAACUUGUUCAAAUGUUAUGAACCCUAAACUGGACCGAAGGAAUCAUGUUUGGAGGAGAAAUGGAACUGCGAGUAAAGAUUUUAUUCGAUUUCUGUUGGAAAAACCAAUGUAAAAUAAUUUUAUUUAAUAUUUGUUUUUACGAAUCCUAU
Molecule: messenger RNA, 1244 nt
Organism: Nematolebias whitei (Rio pearlfish)
Lineage: Eukaryota; Metazoa; Chordata; Actinopteri; Cyprinodontiformes; Rivulidae
Product: protein C1orf43 homolog
Exons: 7
Coding region: 241-1002 (253 amino acids)
Biological process (GO): phagocytosis
Source: RefSeq, a predicted model, not a curated record